AUGGCUGAACACACCCUUCAUCACUCUUUGGCUUGGGAUGUUGGCACUGGAAAUGGUCAAGCUGCUCUUGAUGGUAGUUAUCACUCUCUUUUCUUCUUUUCUGCUGCUGAGCAUUAUGAGCAAGUGAUUGGAACUGAUGUAAGUGAAGCCCAGUUAAAACGUCCACAUCCACUGGUUCGAUAA
Dovyalis caffra is the source of this 183-nucleotide messenger RNA. Lineage: Eukaryota; Viridiplantae; Streptophyta; Magnoliopsida; Malpighiales; Salicaceae. The record is from the annotation of a GenBank genome assembly.